AUGCGUAUAACUUUGGCUGUGAUAACCUUAACUUUCGCCUUCCUCUCAGUGGAAGGCGCUCCUCUGGACGGUUUCAUUGCGGUUCCGAGGUCUCCCUCGGGACCUACUGGACCCAGCUCUUGUUCUGAGGUUGGCGAUCCUACUGUUGAUCCCGCGACCCGUUGGCAAAAGGCGGGGGCGGAUGACGCAUUCAUGAAGGCGACGCAGUACUACAAUCAGCAACGCUUGCAGGGUGGCAGCCUGACCUUCUCUCGAGCGGUAUCUCAUUACUUCCAUGGUCCUGAGAACUUCGACUGUCAAUUGGUCAGUGGUCCGUGUGAUGCGGGUGUCUCAAAGUGUGAGACUGUGUCCAGCCCGGCUGGAUGGUUGAUCCUCAAUUCUUUUGCCAAUUUUCAUAAUCUAUGGAGCAAUGUAAACACAGCCCUUCAGAAUGCGGAAGCCGAUAUAACCCCAGAGCUGGGGACUUUAACAUCAAAAUUUGCUCCUCCAGUCAAGGACAAUACCGAGAUGGAAAAGAUCCUUUUCGAUGUUAGCAAUAUACUCCUCUCUGUGUUCAACGCCUAUGUUGGAUUCGAAGCAGGCUUGAUAAAAAAUAGCAUCCAGGGAAAGAAGAUAGACAAAAGCACCUCUGCCUUUGUCGGUAUCAUUAGUGGAACUCAAACCAUGGGAAAGGAUCUUUUGCCGGCUGCCCCGGAGUACCUACCGGGAGGCGACACAGAUACUCUCACCGGUAACACGGGAACGUGGGGAGGGUUGACGAUUGACGAUAUCGCUAUUAGUGCAUAUAACGGCUUCAAGGCCAACGGCGAUAAACCAGGGUACCAGAUGCCUGAUACCUCAAAUGUCAUUGACAGCAAUGGACACAUCAAUGGAGAUCCUUUCCCCUUGCGAGCUGGGGUCAGAACCCCAGGUCUUCUUACAACCACCGUGGUUCCAAUUGGCCCUGCCAACCCUGAAAAACAACCCGACUCUCAAAAGGCAGAAUGGUAA
This is a messenger RNA of Penicillium daleae, 990 nucleotides long. Its product is annotated as DUTPase. The record is from RefSeq and is a predicted model, not a curated record. Bases 1 to 990 code for a protein of 329 amino acids. Lineage: Eukaryota; Fungi; Ascomycota; Eurotiomycetes; Eurotiales; Aspergillaceae. The transcript is spliced from 5 exons.